AUGGCGCGACAGGACGGCGGCACCAGGACACCACUAGGUGUCGACCCAUCGGGAAUGAUGGAAAGUCUUAGAGAGGAACUCCGAGAACAUUCGCACAACAAAAUCCAYACCACUGUUGUGAUACCACGACUAAUUAACACGAGUGCUGACUACAUGAAAUCCAUCAACAGCAGGUUGCCGGUGUUAAGUGUGGAAUGUGCAGCUAAAGCUACAGUUGACGGGAUAUUGACGAACGAAGUUGAAUUCACUAUUCCUCAUAUAACAUAUUUUACAAAUAUUCUACGGAAACUUUUCCCCGUCAAUAUUUCGGAUUCGAUAAAAAAUGUUUUCUACGUGAAAAUCUUGUUGCCACCACAAGAAGACCAGGACAAUCUGCCCAAUAUGUCAAUCAUCAAUCGUACUGUAGCUGCUAACUGAAAA
This is a messenger RNA of Diuraphis noxia (Russian wheat aphid), 420 nucleotides long. RefSeq names its product estradiol 17-beta-dehydrogenase 11-like. Gene Ontology annotation, cellular component: lipid droplet. The record is from RefSeq and is a predicted model, not a curated record. Lineage: Eukaryota; Metazoa; Arthropoda; Insecta; Hemiptera; Aphididae. Gene Ontology annotation, molecular function: oxidoreductase activity, acting on the CH-OH group of donors, NAD or NADP as acceptor.